CUUCUGACCUUCUUCACAGCUUGAUGGACCCAUAUUCCCCGUUGGCAGACGUGCUUCGAAGCCAGCAUGACCACGUCAAGAUAGCGGUGGACGUCGAAGUCACUGCGCUGGACGGCGUAGCACCAGCGGCAGACACCGCCGACGCAUCCAGCUGGAUCCUGGCCGUCGUUGCCAAUGUCGACAAGGGCUUCGAAGAGACGGCGCUGCUCGUGCUGAAGCGGAGGAGAAAGGACCAGAGCAAGGCAAAGGUUGUUGAUGCGCUGCCCGUGCUCAAGGACUUUCGCUGCUCGAUUGCCCAGGCUGCUUUAGACGACGGCAAGGAGAAUAGCUCGGCCGGCGGUGCUGCAAUCGAGGACGUGGGCAUGUCGCCUGCGCUGAGUGAGCUCGGAACCAGCAGCAGGCUUCGCUUGACGCUCCUGCUCGGCGGCAAGGCCGUCGUGGCAUCUUCAGACGAUGCGCAAAACAUCAAGGACCUUCUGUCCGUUCUUCGCGCCUCGGUUGAGGUCGCUGAGGACCACUCGGAUGAGCUCUCGCAUGACUGGCUUCGGCACUAUGUCGACGACUACAAACACAACUCCACCGACGGCGCUGCCUCUGCGCCCAUCUUCUCGCGCUUCACGCAGUCUGCCCUGUUCCCCACGCCCCCUUCCUCCUCCUCCUUGCCAGCAUCGCCAGCAUCAGCAGGACCGAGGCAGAGGGCGCCGUCGCCCGCGGCCGACGAGGUCAAGAUCACCAUUGGCACCUUCAACGUCAAUGGCCAGGCACCCACGGCCGCCACGCCUCUCGGCGCCUGGCUGCACCCCGAGGACGAGCCGGACAUCCUCGUCGUCUCGCUCCAGGAAGCCGAUGCCUCGAGCCUGUCGUACGUCUACUGGACGCCGCACGUGCAGGAAGCCUGGGACGGUGCCGUGCGUGGCGUGCUUGCGCGGCGGGCCGGCGAAUACGAGAGGGUGGCGGCGCGGCAGCUCGUGGGCAUCCUCCUCUUUGUCUAUGUGCGCAGGGAGCUCCUGCCGCGCCUCUCGCACGUCGCCCUCACCUCGCUCGGCGUCGGUCUCGGUGGCUGGGCGGCCAACAAGGGCGCCGUCGCUGCGCGCUUUGAGGUCGAUGGCACGUCGCUGUGCUUCGUCGCCAGCCACCUCUCGGCGUUUGAGGGUGGCGAGGCGCGCGAGCGGCGGCGGUGGGACUAUGGCGAGAUUGUGAGGAGGCUGAGCUUCACGUAUGCGCUCGACGACGACGACGACGACGGCGGCGAUAGCGACGAGAGCAGCAAGGCGCACCAAGCGGCGGAGGAUCCUGCCUCGACAAAGGAGCAAGUGGCAAAGAAGCACGUAGGGAGAGAGAGGAAUGCGCUGGACUUGACGAUGGCUGAGCCAGACGCGGCGACGCUCCUGCAAGCUCAGCUGCAAGCGUCGCUGGAUGCCGAAGCAGCAGCAGCAGCAGCAGCAGCAGCAGCAGACCCCGUCUUGAACGAAGAAGCGACCAUCUUUGACCAUGACGUUGUCUUCUGGGCUGGCGACCUCAACUUCCGCCUGGAGCUGCCCAUUGGCGAGAUCAAGCGCCUGAUUCGGAAGCGCAUGUUCGAAGGUGCCCUCCUCCGUUUCGACGAGCUGAGGAGCGAAAUGAGCGCCAAGAGCUGCUUCGAAGGCUUCCAGGAGCAGCCCAUCGCCUUUGCGCCCACGUACAAGUUCGACAGAGGCACCGACGAGUACGACACGAGCGAAAAGAAGCGCAAGCCAGCGUGGACCGACCGGAUCCUGUGGCGGUGCAGGUCAUCGUCAUCAUCAUCAUCAUCAUCAUCAUCAGAAGUCAGGCCAGUCUCUUACGAGAGCGCUCCCGAGGUCCUGCUCUCGGACCACAAACCCGUCUCGGCCUGCUUCAUUGUCAAGAUUGGUUCAGAGUAAUGUUGAAGAGCACUGCAAUGUAUUUCUACGCCAUGCAAAACAUCUUUUU
This is a messenger RNA of Acaromyces ingoldii, 1950 nucleotides long. Its product is annotated as DNase I-like protein. Gene Ontology annotation, biological process: phosphatidylinositol dephosphorylation. The transcript has 4 exons. Bases 24 to 1901 code for a protein of 625 amino acids. Gene Ontology annotation, molecular function: phosphatidylinositol-4,5-bisphosphate 5-phosphatase activity. Lineage: Eukaryota; Fungi; Basidiomycota; Exobasidiomycetes; Exobasidiales; Cryptobasidiaceae. The record is from RefSeq and is a predicted model, not a curated record.